GUAAAAGUUUCUAGCUAUAUUAUCUCCACCAGCGGUCCAGCCCUCCAUGUAGCCGCACGAACCCUGAAUUUAGGAACUCCGCGACGUGAGGUCAACGGGAGCCGGGGUGAGGGACGAAGUUGAAUUCGUUACACUUUGCGGAUUUAAGAUGAAGCCGAUCAGUACACGGCUUCGCUUCCAAGUGACGACGGUGAAGAAGACGAUCGCGACGAUCGCGGCGAUGGGGAUGAAGAAGAUUUGAAGCAAGUAGAUCGAGACGACAGCUCGACGCUGAAGGAAAUGAGUGAGAAAAAACACAAAUUUCUUACAGUUGCACCUUUUAAAUGUACGUGGAAUGAAGGUUUAAAAUUUAGGGAGGCGGGACGUGGAUGUAUUAAAUUUGAGGCUUUUGCUCAAAAUGAUGUCACCUUGGUGUUUAGAGAGCAAAUUGGUAGCCCUAAUUACCAUUACAAGAUGGAUAAUAGCCCCCACUAUACUGUCAUAUUGGGCAGUAAUCGUAAUCGUAGGUUGAAGAUCGAAGCAAAUAAUAAUACUAUGGUUGACAUUGUUGGUGUAGGCUUAUGUUGUUCAUCGUCAUUUCAGAGCUAUUGGAUCAGUAUAUAUGAUGGACUUAUCUGUAUCGGCGAAGGGAAGUAUCCAUUCCAGAACACAAUUGUUCAAUGGCUUGAUUCGAAACCUAUUUGCAGUGUUCAAUAUGUUGGAUUAAGCAGUUGGGACAAGCAUGUAGGGUAUCGAAAUAUUGUUAUAUUGCCGGUGAAUCAACAUCACCGUAAUCUCUUGGGCCAAAUAGACUACGACGAGUAUGAAGCAGAGAAUGACACGGAGUUUGAGAUUCUUAAUAUCAAUAAUGAUGAGCAUGGUAAACUGGAACUUCUGUAUUUUUUGGAGAGUUGGGAUUUUUCUGAUUUAAUGUUUAUUGUUGGCGUUGAAAGAAAAAUUGUUCCUGCGCAUAAAGUUAUUUUGAAUGUAUAUGGUGAUUUCUCUUCCGAUACUUCUAGUGAGAAUAUCAUUAGCCUAACUGCAACAACAUAUCCAGUUCUACAUGCAUUUUUGGAAUAUAUUUAUUCUGGUCGAACUAAGGUUGUGGAGUCACAACUCGGUUCCUUGCGGAAUCUGGGCGUGCAGUUUCAUGUGAUGUCAUUGAUUGAGCAGUGCGAUGAAAUUUUGGAUCAUUUUAAGACUAAAAAGAAAUCCUUUGAUUCUGGCAAGCAAGUAGAAAUAUUGAAUAAUAGUUGUGCAGUUCAACCAUGUGGCAUCUUCCCAUAUGGAGAGACUGCUGCAGUUGGUAAGCUUAAGCAAUUCCUUGCAAGUGGUGAGCAUAGCGAUGUAAACAUUUAUGUUGAAGGAUAUGGUCUUGUUACUCGGUCGCACAAAUUGAUUCUUAGUUUGUGGAGUGCUCCAUUUGCAAAGAUGUUCACAGGUGGAAUGGUUGAGAGUAAAUCCACAAAUGUUACGUUUAGUGAUGUGUCUUCAGAAGCUUUUUUAGCCAUGCUGCACUUCAUGUACAGUGGGGAACUUGAGAUCGAAAAGGAUAAGGUUGACUCUUUGUUAAUCCCAUUAAUUUUGCUAGCCGACCAAUUUGACAUCACAUUCCUCCAACGAGAAUGCUGUAAACGCCUUUUGGAAUGUAUAUCCGAGGAUACAAUCUGCCCCAUUUUAGUUGCAAUUGCAUCACUUCUUUCUUGUAAAGUGGUUGAAGAAACAUGCAAGAGGGAAUUUUCGAUGCACUUUGAUUAUUGCACGACUGUGAGCACGGACUUUGUCACAUUAGAUGAGACUAUUUUCAAGGACAUCCUUCAGCAUGUAGAUAUGACUGUAACAUCUGAAGAGAGGGUUCUUGACGCAAUUUUAAUGUGGUCCAUGCAAGCCUCUAAAAAUUGUGGUUGGCUUCUAGUGGAUGAAUUUUUGAACUCUUUGACACCAGAGCAGCUAUUUGGAGAGAGGCUUUUAUCAUUAGACAAUCUAUUGCCACUUGUAAGGUUCCCUUUGAUGCCAUCCCAUUUACUUGAGAAGUUAGAGAAGAGCAGAUUAUGCAAGCAUAUUUUAAUAUUCAGCCAACUUGUGAAAGAAGCUGUUCAGUAUUCCUGUGUGGGAUCAAAAUUGCUGGGAGAAGAUCAAAAUGUAAGAUCUCAGCAUAGGCGCUCAAGCUUCAAAGAGCUCCAAUUUAUAUGUGAUGGUGAUAAUAAUGGAGUUUUAUAUUUUUCUGGGACAUCAUAUGGCGAACAUCAAUGGAUGAAUCCUGUUCUAGCCAAGAUACACUGAUCCAAAGGCAUUAGUAUCAAGAGCUUACAAGCCUACAUCUUUUGCUGGACCUCGGAUUGAAGAUGGUCG
Messenger RNA from Phalaenopsis equestris, 2331 nucleotides. RefSeq names its product BTB/POZ domain-containing protein At2g30600. Gene Ontology annotation, molecular function: protein binding. The transcript has 11 exons. The record is from RefSeq and is a predicted model, not a curated record. The coding region runs from base 280 to 2262 and encodes 660 amino acids. NCBI's taxonomy places the organism in Eukaryota, Viridiplantae, Streptophyta, Magnoliopsida, Asparagales, Orchidaceae.